AUGGACCAACGAUCAUCUUCCUCCAAGAAGACGGGUGAUGAAUGGGAUGGCCGAGGCAGAUCCCGAAGGCAGCAAUCUUCUCGCCACUCUCGCAGUGAGUCGGAGAACAAGGCCUUGGAUGCUUCCCAGGGAAGCCAGUCCAAAUGGCAGUCGUCAAUCAUGAGUCCUAUCUCAAGACAGAUAUCCAAUACUUUAACGAGGCAGAGAAGCCUGCAGGCUGAAUCACGGCCGGAAGAACGUAGGGGUUUGCCUCAGAAAUUUAACUUAUUUCCGUACCGUCCUCAUUCCUCCAACACGUCGAGACCGCCCUCAACCAGCACUUCAUCGAGUUCUCUCCGUUCGUUAAUGGAUCCGAAUAGUGGUGAUACGCGUUCUGACAGUCGCCCGGGUUCGACGGUAGGUCCGUCACCUAACCCAAGCACCCCGAGAGCCGCGGAAGGAAGCCACCCUGCACCACUGAGCCCUCUAUCGGAAGUCCCACCUUCUUCGCGUCACGACAUGUCGACGAAUCUGCCCGUAUAUCCUGACCAGUCCUACGCCGUCCUGCAAAGACAACAAUACCCUACGCCCUACCCGCCGCCACUCCUUCGCUCACGUAGUUCUUAUCCUUCACAGCACACCUGGUCGUCACAAUCAUCAGGUCAUACCUGGGCUCCAGAUAAUAACGACCGUUCACAAAGUUCACGGACGGCAGGUAACACGCCUAUAUCUAGCCCCGGACUUUUUUCAGCCCAAUUCUCUACAUCUAUGGGGUCCGAAGAUGGCCGUGCUCAUCGGUCAUUACUUCAUCCCACCCACCUACAAGAGCCGAAAGAAACGCACACCGCUGAGGUCGACCGCGACGUACUCACAGGGAAUAAACUUAUCAAUGAGUAUGAAAUUCUUGAUGAACUAGGCCGAGGAGAACACGGCAAAGUUAAGCUGGGCCGCCAUAUGAAAACCGGCCAGAGAGUCGCGAUCAAGAUCGUUCAACGCUAUUCGAAAAGACGCCGGUUGGGGAAACUCGGGAAUCCUGAGGAUAAAGUGAAGAAAGAAGUAGCGAUUCUCAAGAAAGCUCGUCAUCCGAACGUUGUGAGCCUGCUUGAGGUUAUUGAUGAUCCAAAUCAGCAGAAGGUCUACAUCGUGCUAGAAUACGUGGAGAAUGGUGAAAUCAUUUGGCGCAAGAAGGGACUUCGAGAAAUUGUGACUGCUGAUAAACGUCGGCUAAGCCGGGAAAAACAGGGCAUCGCUGAGUCUGCAUCUUUCCUUGAGGAUAGUUUACAAUAUGUUAAGACGAUGCAAAGGCGCCGGCAGCGCAGAGAAAUUAUCCACAAGAAGAAACAGUCGGCAUCAACGCGAAUGGCUGGGAUUCCAGCAUGGAGUUUGGAACAUGGAGGUGAAUCUGAUGAUGAGUAUGGCCCCGAGUACACGAUGCCUUGUCUACCGGUUUCUGCGGACCAGGAACGCCUAACCACCGCAAUCUCGCCAAGUCAUUCUGUAUCGUCUACCAGUGAGUUUGAAAAACGAAUGCGCGAAUCUGCUCUUGCUGCUGUUGAAGGAAGUAUGUACGGAGCCUAUGCCUCGGAUCCUUCUUUGGAACGACGCUUCAGUAUCGCAUCAAAUAUUCUAUCUUGCCAGUCGUCCGAGUCAGAUUGGCCGUCCGACGACGACGAUAUGGCAUACGUUCCAUGCCUAACUAUCUCUGAAGCACGUUCGGCUUUUCGAGACGCUGUCUUGGGUCUUGAGUAUCUCCAUUAUCAGGGUAUUAUACACCGGGAUAUCAAGCCGGCCAACCUCUUAGUUACAUCAGAUCACGUUGUCAAAAUAUCAGACUUUGGUGUUUCCUAUCUUGGGCGGCCGAUUCGGGAUGAUGAGGAAGAACAAAUAGCUGAAACCGAUGCCGCUGAGUUGGAUGAUGCGCGUGAACUUUCAAAGACCGUUGGAACGCCAGCCUUCUAUGCACCCGAACUUUGUUACACUGGAACCGAAUUCGAGGACAAAAUUGGCAAGGUUCCUAGGAUUACAGGCGCUAUAGACGUUUGGUCGUUGGGUGUCACUCUCUACGGAAUGAUCUUCGGGAGACUUCCUUUCCUUGCGGACGAUGAGUACGGUCUAUUCCACAACAUUGUAAAGGCCGACGUAUUCAUUCCAAGGCAGCGCCUGAAACCAAUUGAAGCCGAGCCCUAUUCUACUCAGAUGCCGACGGUCAUGAAUAGCAAUAAACGAACAGAAGAAGAGCUUGUUUAUGAAUCGAUUGACGAUGAACUCAGGGAUCUCUUCAAACGCCUUCUUGAAAAGGACCCUACGAAGCGGAUCACCUUGAAAGAAAUCAAGCACCACCCUUGGGUCCUUCGAGACAUACAAGAUCCCAAGAGGCUGGAUUGA
Uncinocarpus reesii 1704 is the source of this 2364-nucleotide messenger RNA. RefSeq lists its product as uncharacterized. The record is from RefSeq and is a predicted model, not a curated record. NCBI's taxonomy places the organism in Eukaryota, Fungi, Ascomycota, Eurotiomycetes, Onygenales, Onygenaceae. Bases 1 to 2364 code for a protein of 787 amino acids. Gene Ontology annotation, molecular function: ATP binding; protein serine/threonine kinase activity. The transcript is spliced from 2 exons. Gene Ontology annotation, cellular component: cytoplasm. Gene Ontology annotation, biological process: protein phosphorylation; intracellular signal transduction.